Diaporthe batatas is the source of this 1711-nucleotide messenger RNA. RefSeq lists its product as uncharacterized. The transcript has a single exon. Bases 203 to 1711 code for a protein of 502 amino acids. The record is from RefSeq and is a predicted model, not a curated record. Lineage: Eukaryota; Fungi; Ascomycota; Sordariomycetes; Diaporthales; Diaporthaceae.
GGAAACGUGGUCGACUAUUGCCACGUGGUUUCAGGAAUGUACUGCUCAUCAUCGCUGCCUAGAUCACAUCAGGACAAGCUGGUACCCAACCCGUCUCGUCGAGCGCGUUUCCGACACUACAUUCAGAGUUAUACGCUCUGAGACGGCUAAGCCUGGGCAAGGUUAUGUGACCUUGAGCCAUCAGUGGGGAGGCGACGACUUCAUGAAACUUACGCAAGAUCAGGUCCCGGCUUUCGAAGAAGGCCUGCCAAUCAACAAGCUGCGAAGAACAUUCCAAGAGGCUUUAGUGGUUGCUCACAGAAUGAGGAUUCCCUACAUUUGGAUUGAUUCACUAUGUAUCAUCCAGUCGGGGGAUGAUGGCAUGGAUUGGGAGCGUGAAUGUGCCACUAUGGCCGAUGUCUAUUCCAAUUCCAUUUGCAACAUUUCUGCCGACUGGGGCACCGAAGAAAAUGGGCUUUUCUUUCAGAGAGAUGUCUGUGAGACUUGGUGCGGAUUCGAAAUGCGACUGAAAAAGGGAGCGUCAGAAAAGCGCUCAUAUUGGCAGGAAUGGCAGUCCUGCUAUUUGUUGCGCGGAUACAAAUGGAUUGACGAUUUCCUCAGAUCACCGUUGAAUCACCGGGGCUGGGUUACGCAGGAGAGGCUUCUAGCCCCAAGGGUUCUGCAUUUCACACCCCAGCAGGUGUCUUGGGAAUGCACGAGAAUGCUCAGAUCAGAGAAGUGGCCAGCGCAGAAUUUUCGUUCAUCAUCUUUACGCCGCCUAGCCAGAGAGGUGGAUGCCUGCUGGGAGGAGCGGGAGCUUAUGGAACGCCUCAAGCUUCACGACCCCGGCAAAUCAUGGAACCACAAUAAUCUUGUGGACUGGUGGCAUGAUCGAGUCAGCCACUACACGGCUUGUUCUUUUACCAAGGAGUCGGACAAGCUCGUCGCAAUUGCUGGUAUUGCGAAGAAGUUACAGCCCUUGGUGAAGGACCAAUACGUCGCGGGUCUGUGGGCGAAGUCUUUGCCUCGGGCGUUGGCAUGGCGAAGACUCCGGGAGUUCGAUCGUACAACUCGGAUCGUUGAUCAAAAGAGUGUUUACUGUGCACCAACCUUUUCCUGGGCAGCCGCUGAUGGAUACGUAGAAGUACCCAGCUCCGCGGUCGCUAGACGUUUCAACUCUCUGGUAUCCACCGAGUUCAUCAGUUACCGCGAGAGGAACUCCUCCACGGAAGCCGGAGAGCAGCCCACAAUGGAUGACGAAAUUUUGACCAAAGACGUGCUCGGCCUACCGAAGAGCCUCGAGGUGGAAAUUCGGGCGCGCGGAAUCUUACGAUCAUGUCGUCUGAUCGCACCCGAGGAAACAGAGAACGCCUGGGGUCAGCGCGAAAUAAGCCUAUCCAUUGACCUACAGCGCGGUUCCAUCUGCCACAGGAUGGAUCUAGAUUGCGAUCGGGCUGCUGAAUGGGAAGGUGUAGUCAAUCAUUGCCUGUACUAUUAUGCACCCAUAUGCUGGGAGUGCAGUAUCGACCACUUCCCAACUCUCAUAAUCGAGCGAGGACUGUUGAUGCGGUCUGUUGAUGCUAGCAUGGGUCGCUUUGAACGUGUUGGAUAUGUGUCGACCAUGGAUGCAGGUAAGGACUUCCAGGGGAUUAAACAACUCGGAAACGAGAAGUAUUUGCCGGCUUGGAGCUACGAUGAAGUCAUGAAGGAGCACACCUUUUACAUAGUCUAA